CGCCGACCUUCUCUCAUUCCCUCCAUUCUCUCUCUCUCUCCCGGAGCUUCGUCCAGUUCACCCCCAACCACACCCACCAAUUUCCCCCGAUCUCUCCGGAUCUGGGCUCAAUUCGGUAAAUAGAGUGAACGACGAAGCAACCGUCGGCUCUAUUCCACUACGGUCCUCCCCGCCAUCGCCAUUAUCUAAAGAAGAGAAUCCGGUCACGCGGAGUACGGUGACCACCCGGCCGCGAUGGCCUCGCAACAGGUGACGAAGACGCCCUUCCAGAAGAUCCUGGACCCGACCAAGAUCGGGACGUGGAACAUUGUGCGCCGCCCACCCGUCGAGAAUCACAGCAUCAUCCAGGGCAAACCGCGCGAGCAGAACUCCAAUGCGUUCAAGACGCAUCAGGCCAAGGAGGGAACUCGGUUACGAAAGGCCUUGAAGGCACUUACUCAUGGCAAGAACAUCUUUGCCUACCACAAUAUCCGCACGAAUCAAGUCGUGUACUCUCUGACUCGGUAUUUGGAGAACAACACAACCCUCAAACAACUCCUCUACCACGGCAAAAAGACCGUUCCCGCCCGCCUCCGCAAAGACAUGUGGGUUCCCUAUUUCAGCGUGCACUUCAACGACAGCAAGAUCGGGCUACGAGCAUACCACCUCCUCCGGGAAUUCUCCAUGCAGCGCCAACUCUCCCCGCCCAAAGAAAUGAUCACCAUCACGGACGCCUGGAUCGACCAGAAACGUCCCCGCGACCCGAAGGGCGCCGAAGACUUCCUCGAGAAAUACAAGGACAAGAUCGGCCGGAUCAUGCCCAAGCACCACCGCAAGCGCGCCGUCAUGGAUCAAAAGGCCACCAGUGUGGCAGAUAUCGCGGCCGUGCUGAAGAUCCAGGAAGAGGAGGUGCAGAAUGGCUUUGCGAAUGGAAAGAGGGGCUAUCUGACCCCUACCGCGCGGAAGAGGAGACGUGCUGCUAGGGCUAAGGAGGAGCAGGUUGCUGCGGAGCAGGCUGCGAGGGUGGCUGGAUUGGAGCAGGCGCUGAGCAGUGAGGUCGUCGAGUAUAAGGUUCAGGAGACCGCGGAUACCACUGGUGCGUUGGAGGAUCAGGGAGUUAAGAUCCUUUGGAGGGAUCUGCAUGAUGCGCGGUUUGCGGAGGCUUGGCCUGAGCGUGUGAGACAUGGUGAGUUGGAGUUGUCUCGCGAUCAUGUCAUGCCCGGUCAGAAGGGUGUGAGAUCCGAGGUGUUGGCCGAGGGUGAGUUCCGCGAGAGGACGGAGCAGCAGCAGCAGGGUGAGAAGAACUAAGAUUGUUCAUACUUUAUUUUUGAUAUCACAUCCUGGGUUGGGGAUGGUGUAUACAUAUGUCGCGGGCUGCGUGGUCUUUUCUCGAUGUUCGAUUUUCCAUUGAUAUAAAUUGUAUUUUUACUCACUACCACUACACUACUUACUAUGACUGUUGUUUUAGAGAAAUGAUGCAAUGGCGUUUGAGCAGAUCAC
Aspergillus welwitschiae is the source of this 1479-nucleotide messenger RNA. Its product is annotated as mitochondrial 54S ribosomal protein mL67. The transcript is spliced from 2 exons. The coding region runs from base 235 to 1287 and encodes 350 amino acids. Gene Ontology annotation, cellular component: mitochondrial large ribosomal subunit; nucleus. Gene Ontology annotation, biological process: positive regulation of mitochondrial DNA replication; DNA recombination. Gene Ontology annotation, molecular function: structural constituent of ribosome; DNA strand exchange activity; single-stranded DNA binding. The record is from RefSeq and is a predicted model, not a curated record. NCBI's taxonomy places the organism in Eukaryota, Fungi, Ascomycota, Eurotiomycetes, Eurotiales, Aspergillaceae.